GGGAUUUACUUUGAGUUGAUGUACAAACUGUAAUUGCUACUUUGGUCCGCAAAAAACUAUUUUUUAUAAUAAGUAUGGAGAAUGUCUCAGAAACAAUUUUCUCAUAAAAUCCUAAGCAAUCCAGAAACGAUGAUGAUCUUCAUUUGAUACUAUUACCUAACAGAAGAAGCUGAAGAAUUAUUCAGAGGUUUCAAAUUUCUUUUCCUAGAGACCCAUUUCAAGAGAUUUACGUCUAACACAGCUAACCAUUAGCUGAACUGGUAAUAAGGUACUUGUCAACCGAAACUCCUUACUUGAACUCAUCUAAUGGCUCAUGUUGAUGCAACAAACACUGUAACUGCUGUGUUAGAACCUUCUUCCCAACCCGAAAAAGUAGGUUCUGCCAAUAGAAGGAUUCGGCGGUGUGUAAGUGCCCCUACUGAUUUCAUUCCUCAAGAAAAGGAUGAUAGCUCAGUUCCUCGUAACCAAUCGGUUUUCUCUAAUCUACUACACCCUAGUUUUAGACAGGCAUCAUUGAUUCUUGCUCUGUAUCUUGGCGUAGGAGCCAUUUGCUUCUCCCUAGUCAAAGAUCAGAUCAAAGGUCAGAAAACAAAUAGGAUCCUUGACGCCAUAUAUUUUUGCAUUGUAACAAUGACCACAGUUGGAUACGGAGAUCUUGUUCCAAAUAGCGUUGCCACAAAAUUACUGGCCUGCGCCUUUGUCUUCACCGGAAUGGCUCUUGUCGGGUUUUUUCUUAGCAAGUCAGCAGACUACCUUGUAGAGAAGCAGGAAGCAUUGCUGGUUAAAUGCUUACACAUCAAUAAAAAAGUAGGUGCACUUGAGCUUUUGAAGGAACUAAAAACUAACAGAGUAAAAUACAAGUUCUUUAUAAAUUUAGGAUUACUUUUGUUGCUUAUUGCUGUCGGUAUGAUUUUCUUGACAAGAGUUGAGAAAUUAAGCUUGGUUGAUGCCUUCUAUUGUGUCUGUUCCACCAUAACAACUCUAGGUUAUGGUGACAAGAGCUUCUCAACCAAAGCAGGGCGCAUUUUUGCUGUCUUCUGGAUAUUGACUAGUACCAUCUGUCUGGGUUUGUUUUUCCUCCACCUUGCCGAACUGAGUACUGAGCGUAAGCAACGGUCAAUAGUUAAAUUGGUCCUUACACGAAAAAUGACUCACGUCGAUCUCGAGGCAGCAGACUUUGAUCGUGAUAGGGUCGUGAGUGUUACGGAAUUUAUUCUAUAUAAGCUCAAGGAGAUGGGGAAAAUACAGCAGGAAGAUAUUGUACCUUUGAUGAAGGAAUUUGAGGAACUUGAUGUUGAUCAAUCUGGAAUGAUUUCAACAUCUGAUAUAACACGUAAAUAUAUAGAGAGCAACUGACAAAUGCCAUCUGAUUUUGGUUUCGUACGUGGAUAGUUUCUGAACUGAGUUUGUGUAUGCACUAGUGACAUUGAUGAUGGAUCCUUCUUUACUCUGGUGAGGUUGCUAUUCUGCACUGGUGCCUGCCCUUUGCCCUUUCGAAGGUGUUUUGCAAAUUUUUUGGGUUAACACUACCUCAUUAAAUGAAAUGAAAAUAAUAAACCUUCCUUCAAA
This is a messenger RNA of Papaver somniferum (opium poppy), 1569 nucleotides long. RefSeq names its product two-pore potassium channel 1-like. Gene Ontology annotation, molecular function: potassium ion leak channel activity. The coding region runs from base 307 to 1356 and encodes 349 amino acids. Gene Ontology annotation, cellular component: plant-type vacuole membrane. Gene Ontology annotation, biological process: stabilization of membrane potential; potassium ion transmembrane transport. The record is from RefSeq and is a predicted model, not a curated record. NCBI's taxonomy places the organism in Eukaryota, Viridiplantae, Streptophyta, Magnoliopsida, Ranunculales, Papaveraceae. The transcript has 4 exons.